Lachancea sp. 'fantastica' is the source of this 651-nucleotide messenger RNA. The record is from the annotation of a GenBank genome assembly. NCBI's taxonomy places the organism in Eukaryota, Fungi, Ascomycota, Saccharomycetes, Saccharomycetales, Saccharomycetaceae.
AUGUCCGAUAGGCCUGGUUCAAACCCUGCAAUCACUGCUAACUCGCAAGAAGAGUUCAAUUUCCAACAUGUGCCAGCGCAAGCGUUAGAUGCCGUGAGAAUGCGUUUAGCUCAACUUACACAUUCCUUGGCCAAAUUAAAGGAUGAGAUGUCCAAAGCAGAACUUCCUCAAUGGUAUUCCUUACAGAUGCAGGUCAGCCUCAUUCUGACGCAAUUGCAGUCCUUAACCACAACUUUGCAUCAUUUUGAGGAGUUAUUAGAUUCCACAAUAGUCUAUCCUUUGGGAACUUUUCCUACAACAGCUCAUGAGGGUCUGUUAACAACUCUGCUAAGAAAAAAAAAUAUCCCAGAGGCGGAAUCAUGGAUUCAUGAUGCCAAGGAGACGGCCGGUGUGGACUUGAAUACGAUGUCGCCGGAAGAUGUCAAAAAAUGUCUGAAAAAUGAUGAAGAUGUGACGAAAUGGGCCAUUGGCUUUUUAAAGCAGGAGCACAGCAAUUAUGCCUUCCGUGGAUUGCACACUAGUCAGGAAAUCUCCGAGAAUCCUUCACUGGGAGCUUAUGACGAAUACCAGCCUUCCGUUGGGCAUAACAUUCCUAAACAACCUUUCGACGUGGACAGUAUACUGAAAAUAAUACAUCAAGGCGCUUCGUAA